Salvelinus sp. IW2-2015 is the source of this 1695-nucleotide messenger RNA. RefSeq names its product CTTNBP2 N-terminal-like protein. The record is from RefSeq and is a predicted model, not a curated record. NCBI's taxonomy places the organism in Eukaryota, Metazoa, Chordata, Actinopteri, Salmoniformes, Salmonidae.
AUGGCUAAACAAUAUCCUAACCUGAGAACUGAUCAUUUCUGUGUCUCUGUCUCCCCCCUUGGGUUGUGUCAGGCCAUUGCAGAUCUGGAGGAAGAGAGGAGAAGGCAUGCAGAGGACACAGCCGAGGGCGAUGAUGUCACUUGCCUCCUGGAAAAGGAGAGGGAACGCCUCUUGCAACAGCUGGAGUUUGAGCGAGGCCAGUUGUGUCGUCUGGAGAAGGAACAGAAGAAGGUCCUGGAGCAGCUGGAGGAGGAGCGGGUGCAGCAUAAGCAGCUCUCCUCUGCCCUGGCCAAGGAGUGCAAGUGGGCCAGCCAGCGGGCCCUGGAGGAGGGCCACCGCCUGGCUGGGGCAGGCCGUAGGCUGGAGAAGGAGCAGGGAGAAGUCCUUGCCCUGAGGGCUGAGCUGCAGGAGGAGAGGAGGAGGGCCCUGCAGAUAGAGGCCAGGGUGGAGGAGCAGCUGGCUGAGUUCGAUACGGAGAGGGAGCAGCUCCGCUCCCGGCUCAAGAAAGAGGAGGCCCAGUGCUGCCAGCUGCGGGAGCAGGUGGAGGCCCUGAAGAGAGAGCUGCAGGGAGAGAGGGGAGCUGAGGAUGAGAGGAGAGAAUAUCAUGUGGACWCCAGUGGAGGGUCACCACCACCACCCCCACACCCCAGCCAGGCAGAAGGGGGCGAGACUGAGGAACCUAAAGUCAACGGGCACCAUGACUGCCCCAGAGAGGAGCAGGUGCCAGCCCUUCCAGACAGUUUGGGCCAGGACAACUGGAGUGAGAACAGCAGCUCUGUCCUGGGGUCCCCUGCCCUCCUGACCAAAAUUCUAUCCCCCUGCAGCACGGGGCCCUCCUCUGUCAUCUCCUCCCCAUGCUCCUCUCCUCAGCUGGCCACCAGCCCCAGCUACCAGUCCUCCUACCAGGUAGGCAUCAACCAUCGCUUCCACGCYGCUCGCCACAAGUUUCAGGGYCACACUGACCCAGAGCAGCAACAGCAGCAGCAGGGUGGAGGAGGGGGUGGUAGCCUGCCUCACUCCCCCAGAGACCUGUCCCCAACCCCCAGCCCAUCCCCUGAGCCCGUCUCUGUCCCUGUYCACAGCCCGGCCAAGCAGCUGGCCCGCAGCACCGUCACCCAGGUCCUGUCCCGCUUCACAGUCCAGCAGGGGGCCAAACCUCCRCCACCCAACAGUUCUCCCUUUGGCACUGACUACCGUAACCUGGCCCUGGCCCCCUCCUCCCCUGUCAUCCCCAGGGCCUCUGGUGCUGCUCUGCCUCUGGGGGUCCGCUCACCUACCAUCCCCCGAGCAGAGAGGGGCAACCCGCCCCCCAUCCCCCCUAAGAAGCCUGCCCUGGCCCAGUCUCCAGCGUCGCCCAUCCCUGGUACCAGAGCCAACCACUUCCCUGAGCUGUCUGGAAGCUGUGGUCUCACCAGCAGCCAGGAGAAUGUUAAAGAGCUGGAUAUGGUGGUGUCCUCCACCAGCUAGUCUAGCCUGCUACUGGGUGCUACUAGCGCUGUGUUAUUUUACACUGCUCACACGUUUGUAUGCAGAGAGACGCUCCAAAGCACUGUCAAGUUAACUGCGUUGAUUGGAUUUUUUCACAUGCGGUCCAUUUCAUUCUUCUAUAGCGCGAUACACUGAGUUGRCAAAACAUUAGGAACACCUUCCUAAUAUUGAGUUGCACCCUCUUUUAGCCCUCAGAACCGCCUCAAU